GCCGCAAACCUACAUGUAUGUAUUGCCGGUAUAUGAUCGUGUGUGUAUGACAGAAUUGUCUUUGGAAGUCCUGCCUCUGUUUUUGCGUUUGAGUGGUGUCACUGUCGAGGGGGAAACUACAUAACUACUUAUUGAAUGUCCAGGAGCUUAAUAUCUUGAUGGCUGACACACGGAGGGUACCAGUCCAGCUGAGGCUGAUGACUUAUCUAUGCCCAGGCCUACCCGUUGAGAUCUUUGAGAUGGUUGCCCACUAUCUGGAGGAUAAGAUGAAAUGCCCAGUCUACCUCAUCUAUGAAAGCCGCUGGCCUGGUCCUCCUGCCGAUAGACCAGACCCAUUCACAUUGGAUCAUGUUGAUAUAGCUUUCAUGAAUGCAGAGCCUUUUAUGAGGUUACUUGAAAGGGUCAAAGACCAGGCUGAAUUACUUCCUGUGGCACCACUCUCUCCACACCCCAAAUCAAACAACAAACCUGUCUACUUCUCAGAUGUAAUAGUUCAUGCUGAUAACUGUGAAAAAUAUAAAGAGUUCAAGGAUAUGAGAGGGGUAAGAUGGGCCUACUCCAGUCCUAAUUCACCCAGUGGAGUCCUGACUACGCUGAAAGAGCUUAAGAAAAGAGGAGAAAGUGUUAUGUUCUUUGGUCACAUCGUUCAGUCAGGAUCACAUGUGAAAUCAAUUGAGAUGGUUGCUGACAAGACAGUAGAUGCUGCCGCAAUCAACUCUACCACCCUUAGCUAUCAGAUGAAGAAACAUCCUUCACUCGCAGAGAAACUACACAUCAUGGAAUCCUGGGGACCUUUACCAGUACAUCCCAUGGUGGUCAACUCAAGAAUGUCAGCUGAACUGAAAAGUGAGAUUGCCAACCAUCUACUCAACAUGCACAAAGAGAAAGUAUGGAAGAGGAGAAUGGAGGAUUUUACAUUAAAGCAGUUUGCACCCGUUACCAUGGAUACGUACAAAGAAGGUGAUGAACUCCGUAAAGAAGUUAGUAAGCUCAGUAUUGAAGGUACUGUGUACUAUUAACAUCCAAUUUGGGAGUGUUGCUGCCUGUUCGUGUACACGCAUUUAAAAUUCCAUCACUAAGAGACAAUGGUUUGUCUUGAUAUGCAUGGUUUCUGUGGCAGUGAUGUACUAGAAAUACAGAGGUUGGGAAAUUUUACACAGUCCCACAUGUAGACUCUCAUGCACUCUUGCAAGAAGAGAUCAAACGUGAGAUGCUUGAUCAAUAUAUUAAGCCAUCUCAUAUUAUCUAGACCAAAAUAACAUACUCAUUGAAACCUGUAUAUAAACUGCCUAGUGGCUAAUUGAUACGUGAAAGGUAAUCAAAUGGUCUUAUGUGGAGGUUUCAUGAGAACAGUCUGCAAUAGAAUAAAAAUGAAAUAUGUGGUCUUUGUAAAAGACAGAAGGUCUUUCUUACAAGUUAUCCAAGCUUCAGUGCAAAGUACUUAGUAAAAUAUGAUAAGAUUCUUUAUAAUGUGUAGUCUACAAUGUUAAUGCACUAAUACAAACAUUUUUCCAUAGUUUUUCUAAGUUUCAAGAACAUUAUAAUAAUUGAAGCUGCCAAUUGAGCCUGCCAUACUUAUGGAUAUAAUAAAAAAAAAACUUUGAAAUUCUUUGAAUUGGUAAUUUAAACAUAAUUAUAUAAAUAGUAGAAGCCAUAGAUUGGGCUUAUCAUAUUCUGCUUUAUUUUCAGGAUAGGGUAUAGCGUAUGUCGGUAAUGUUAUGUCUUGUUCGAAGAUAUGUUUAUAACUUACCUUUUCCAGUAUAAAUGCCAUAUUAUGGUCAAAACUAGUGAUUAUUAGUAGUUGAAUCUUAAUCAUCAAGAAGCUCAAGUAUAUACGUGUACUAAGUUACAUUAUUAACACUUUUCUUAACAUCUGUCAUUUGAAAGUGGGAGACCUGUGUAGAAUUUAUAUUAUUUAAAGGGGCAAGUAAAUGUUUUUCAUUAACACUGGUGUAGGGCUUCCAGUUUGAUUUUUAUUUGUAUCUAUAACCUUAUGAAAAUUUAAUCAAUGUUGCAUAUAAUUUUUUUUUUUUUUUUACUACAAGACCUUAAAAAAAACUGUUAGUAUUAGCAUAAACUCUAUCAGAGUGAUGACAUCCCCAACACUGAUGAAAUACUCUUUUUUUUUCUUCAAAACCGUGGUUAGUAAAAUUGUUGGUAGAGCUGGAGUGGCCAUUGAAUUCCUUUACAUCUCAGAUGGUUAGAUGGUUUUCCAGUCUAGCUCAGGAACUUAAUUUCAUUCCUAUUUACCAAAAAAUUCCAAUCCGUUCCUUUUGAAUUUUAUAUUUGACCAGAAUGUUUAAUAUAUCACUGCAUUUAUGAUUCAAAGUCAGGAAUGAUCAGGUAAAGUCAUUCAUUGUUGACCAACUUCAUGCACUGCUUGAAGUUUAAUGUAAUGUCCUUAACUCUCUUUGCCAGGCACAGAAACAUUUCAGGUUUUCAAACAAUGCUACCUCACAAUAGCUUCUCAUGGUUUCAGGGCUAUAUGGUAGGCAUUAUUGAGGUGUGAUUAUAAAUAAACUAUUGACAAUAUAAUGUUAAACUAGAACAAUGGAUUCGCUUGCAUGAGUCAGACCCAAUUGUUCUGCAUUGGUUACUCUAUUGUUUCAAACUAGUAGAGUGUAGUCAUUUAAUGCUGAUUGUCUCUACGUAGGUCCAUUGUCUGAGAUGGUAGACAGUGGUUUCUUAAUGAAGGGUGUGAAACGAGUUUGAUGCUCCAAUGCUCCCUUGGUAAAGCACCAUUCCUUGUUACCAGGUCCCUUGGAAGGGCACAAAUCCAUUUGUCCUGUGGUCAUGUGCCAGUUUACAAGCAAUGGUGCUUUCUUAGCGGCAGAAGACAAAGUAUUAAUUCCAAAUAUGUAAAUGUCAACUGCUGGGUUCCGCCUUCAAAUUCUCUAAUCUUUGGACUUUGGGCUGGCUUUGUUUUAAUCAUUGUACAAAUUAGUCAUGAGGAAUGAGUGUAAAUGAGCGCACAUUUACAAUAUCAUGUUUUCCAUUUUUUGUAUAUUGCCAAUAAUUUUUAUUGCAUUACAUGUAUCUAUGAAUUGAUAUUUUAUAGAUUCUAGGAGACUUCAGUCACUCUGUCACUGUUGUGGGAGUGUAGGCAAUUGUUGUUACCUACUAUGUCAUAUAUACGAACACGUGUUUAGUGAGGAAAAAUACUCCAAGUGGAUGUCUAGAUGACCAUUUCAACAAGCACACUUUUGAUAGUGGACAGAGUAAACCUGUUAGGAACUGUUAACUUCUAAUAGACAUGGUAUGAUGAUUGGAGAGUCUUGAUCUGUUAGAAACCUUAAUAUGCAAACAAAUAAAUACAAUGAACAUCAAUGUUGUAUAUAUGGCCUCUAGGUAUUUUUGUCUUUUUUUCCCAAAGUAUUUCUUAGAAAGUAUUCCUAGAUCUUCCUUUGUGUACCCUUAUUUUGGUAAAUAUAAAUGGUCAAGAUUUGUUUGAAUAUAUUGUGAUUGCCUUGAAAAGUCAGUGUGUGAAACACUCUAAGCACAACCAUAUUUUUUUGUAUCAAUCUUGCUUGUACCAAUUUGUACCAAUCUGUUUGUCGUAAAUGCAAUGUCAUAAAUUAAAACAAGGGAAUUUUAUAUGUACAUUGCAAUCUAUAUGUUGUACAGGUCUGUAUGUCUAUUUGAAGAAAACAAGAAAUCUAUGUUUUUGUCCAAAGGGCAUUGCAGGUUGGUGGGGCUACGCAGAGUUCUCAAAAGCUAUUUUCACAACUCACUAUUAAGUUGACGUGGUUAAACCAUGGUUUGAAUUUAUUAUUGGUUUAUCCAUCCAUAGCUGAACAACUUUUGCCACUUUGUUACUACGUUUAAUGUGGUGUUUAAUAAAGCUGUCCAUAAUGACUGAAUGGAAUAUGGAUUCUAAGAUAUUUGGAGCUUUGCUUCCAAUAUCGAGAUCUUUGAUUGUGAUAUCUAAUAUGGUACAUCUCUAUCUCUUAGAGGACUAUUGGACAUUGCAUCAUAGGCAUUGUGAGGACAUCAUGUAGACAGCACAUCAUCCACAAAAAUAACUGUCUUAAGGAGGGUAAUGUGCGGGAUGAAUAUUUCUAAUACCCUUGAAAUUACAAUAGUGUUUAUUUUUCUAAGCUUUUUUUGCCGGUGCUUGGUAGAUUGUUUAGAAAAUCAUAAAGCUUGCCAAAAAUAGGUUAAUAUUUGAAUUAACUACAAAGCUAAAAAACUGAUUUGCUUUUCUCUGGAAUUACCUGUAUUUUGAUUGGAAAAUAAUAUAUUAAGAGGCUAUUUGAAUCUCAACUUUUAUUGUUCUAAACUAUUUUAUGUAUUGACCCUCUCUCUCCUGGUUGAUCUAAUGAAAUAGAUAACAAGUGAACGACUAUUUAGUCACACUUUCCCCAAGAUGAGCCAAUACAAAUGUCUAUAAUGCAUUGAUUUCUUGAAAAAAUCAUUUAAUGUAUUUUUGUAGAUUAUGAUUUAUAGUGUCUCUAAGUUUUGGGACGGAUACGUAACGAUUAAGAGUGAAUUGAUUACAUUGACCAGUUCUGAUUUAGGAUCUUGGUUAAAAUCAUAUUUGUUGGUAUAGCAUCUAUUUUGUAUAAUAAGCAUACAUUUCUGCUAGACAUGUAUUUUAUGAAAGUGGUUGCAAGUUGCAACACAUGCUGUGAAGUAUGUCACUGUCAUCCAUACUAUUAAACAUACUCUAAUCUUUGAAUCUUGGAAACUAUAGACUUGAAAAAAAAUGCUGCAGGAUCUGAGUGUGACCUUUCAAUUUUAGUGCAUUUUUCCUUUAAAAAAUGUAUAAAUAUGAAUAUAAUGCCUAUAUCAAUAUAUUUUUCCCAGUGUGUGAUGUAUAUUAGUGGACUUUAUAUCAGCUAAAUUUGAAUUGCAUCAGCUCAAUGUAAAGGGUGUGUGCAAUGUUGAUUUUCUAAUUUUAACAUGAAUCACGAUUCAAAACACAAUUACAAAAUAUAGAAAAACCCCAAACAUGAUGAACGGUGCUCUGUUCAUUGUGAAAAUAUAAAACUGAUUAUACGUUCAUCAUUUGUAAAAUUCCCACACUGGUUAGCACAGCUUACUGUGCAGUUUGACCCAUCACAAGAAAGGUUAAUUCUGGUGCAUGCUUGAGUAGGCUUCCACUAGGAGAACAAGUUUAAAUAUGUUUAAUACUCAAUUGUGUUCAGUUUCGCAUUUUGUUGCAUUCACAAUGCCAAAGGUCGUAAAAUCUGAGCUGAUCGUGUCUCCAAACGUUCCUUUUUGGUGAUCAAAUUUCAUCGGAAUGGUGAUCUAAAAGACAUUUACAAAUUACAUUUGCGACACGGAAUGGGGACAUUGAAUACACCCUUGGUUUCUCAUUGUAUCAAUGUUUUGUAAAUGUGUUUUGAAUGAUUCGUGUUGCUGUUUCAAUUUGAAAAUCAACAAUGUACACACCCUAAGACUCAUCAUUGAGUAAACUGCUCCGGCCUAAUAAAUAACAGCUAAUUAUAAUUUUUUUAACUGAAACAUUUUGGAUGGCAAUAAC
Lytechinus variegatus (green sea urchin) is the source of this 5485-nucleotide messenger RNA. RefSeq lists its product as uncharacterized. The record is from RefSeq and is a predicted model, not a curated record. The transcript has 6 exons. The coding region runs from base 159 to 1019 and encodes 286 amino acids. NCBI's taxonomy places the organism in Eukaryota, Metazoa, Echinodermata, Echinoidea, Temnopleuroida, Toxopneustidae.